Messenger RNA from Homalodisca vitripennis (glassy-winged sharpshooter), 546 nucleotides. RefSeq names its product putative nuclease HARBI1. NCBI's taxonomy places the organism in Eukaryota, Metazoa, Arthropoda, Insecta, Hemiptera, Cicadellidae. The coding region runs from base 1 to 546 and encodes 181 amino acids. The transcript is spliced from 2 exons. The record is from RefSeq and is a predicted model, not a curated record.
AUGACCGAGGCUAAAGUUUUGUGGCAGAGACAUUAUCGUUUGCCGUCUGUAAUUGGUGCCCUUGAUUGUACUCAAAUUGAGAUACAAAAGCCAGGGCUGCACGGUGAUGAGUAUAUUUGUAGAAAAGGAUAUCCUAGUAUAAAUGUCCAGGCAACAUGCAAUGCAUUGGAACAGUUUACAAGUAUUAGUGCAGAGUGGCCCGGCAGUGUUCACGACGGCAGAGUGUGGAGGAAUAGUCAUGUCAGAGACAUCGUGACAGAAGAAAGGGUUAUAAUAGAAAGAUGUUUUGGCCAGUUAAAAAGGAGAUUCCCAAUCCUGAGAAACUGUGUUAGAGUUGCAUUAAACAACAUUCCACAAGUGGUAGUCAGUUGCGCUGUGCUACACAACAUUGCCAAGUAUCUAAAGGAUGACUUUGAGUAUGGGGAUCUUGAUAGCGUCCCAAAUGAAGAUGACCAACCUGGGGUGGUUCGUUAUGAAAAUCCCGACACAACAUUAAGAGGCAAAGACAAGCGUGCUAAUAUGAUGGCGUAUUUGAAUAUUCAGUGA